Molecule: messenger RNA, 5706 nt
Organism: Annulohypoxylon truncatum
Lineage: Eukaryota; Fungi; Ascomycota; Sordariomycetes; Xylariales; Hypoxylaceae
Product: CNH domain-containing protein
Exons: 3
Coding region: 300-5579 (1759 amino acids)
Molecular function (GO): guanyl-nucleotide exchange factor activity
Source: RefSeq, a predicted model, not a curated record
GACAAACCAACCAUCACAGACAACGUCUUAUCGUUUCAUUCACUAGCCACGGUGUGCCGUUCAGAUGCUUUCCAUUUGCACCGUCUAGCGUCUUUCGAAUUCCCCGAAGACGAACUUUGAUUUAGGCUUCUUCUAAGACUGGGGCUUAUGAGGAUGCACGCUGUCAAAUUCGGGCCACAAUAGAGUUCCAACCUAUUAACGCUCAUCAAUGCGACAUCGCCGUUGACGUACUUGUUGGUACCCGAGAUACCCUACUCUAGAGCCAGCCUUUGCGCAGCGACCUCCUUGCGCCGCUCAACAUGUCCUUUCGAGAUAAUGACCAGCGCCGGUACGGCCAUGUCCCCCCGGUACAAUACCCUGUUGCGAAUCGGUCUUCGCAAGACCAGGCAGCAUACCCGCACCGGCAGCCAAGCUUCAACAAUGGUGAUGAUUCUGGCGCUUUCGCCUCGACCGCUACUCGCCCAAGUUACCAGCCAACGUUGAAUACUGCAGUCGCAGGUCUCGGUAGUCGUGAUGAGCUGUUUCUAGCCAGUCCAAGUGAUCCUAACAGAUCCAACUAUGGCAAUUCAAGUGUCGCCAUGGCUGGAUACCAACAUCAGUAUCAGCCUCAGACGCCUCCUACGCCGUCGACGUACAAUCCUCAAGCCUUCGCUCGAUCUCAGUCAACCACAGUACCCUAUCUCCCGCACCCAUCACACAGGUGGCAGCAGCCAAAUGCGACGGCUGCUGCUCCGUAUAGUCCUACUACAGCAACGCCUAGCAGUUUUGCACCCGCUCCCUACAAUCCCGCCGCAUAUUCUGGCUCGGCAGUACCUCAGCGCCAGUCAACCUACGCCGGUUAUACCAACUACAAUAGCCAGUCUUAUGGUUCGCCGCCGUUGAACCAGUCACCCUAUUUCCAAGCCCAACCUACAUAUUCUUCCGGCGCCGCUCAGCAGAGGCAAUCAUCCACUACACCGACCACCUACGGUGCUAGUUAUGAGCAGACAACCUAUAGCUUGCCAUACUCGUCUGGCACAAGCAGCGCGGCUUCGAAUCAUACUACCAGUUAUGAUUCUACGCAGUUACAAUUUGGUGCGAGCUAUUCGACCGAUGCUAGGACCCCGCCGGCUACAUUUUAUUCUUCCGACUCAUCUACGUCUGACCAGGCGCCGUAUCCAACUCAUUCGCAGAUCCCCGUAGGUCCGAAUUACUCCGCUAGCGACCCGCAUUCGUUUUUGAAUCGUGCAUCGAGAUCGAACUCGGCGGUAUCACCUUUGCCAUCUCCUCCGGCGCAUUCGCAGCUAGUGACUGGUUUGACGCGGCAUCCGACGAACGCGCCAUUGCCGAGCCGGCCGGUCGAUGAUACAGAAGACCGGUAUGCUCGUAACGGAGCCCUAGCGUCCGAGAUAUCACCAGAAUAUUCCGCGCAGGAUAGUAUCAUACACGAUAUCGAAGCCGAGCUUGGGAGGAAUGGUUCACGGCCAACGGGGUUCGACCAACGUAACGGCGCUCUGCCCGACGGAGAUUUACAAAAUCUCCGGAGGCUGACGUCCAAUGCGAGCUAUCAUUCGACCGCGACGACGCUCACCAACCAGGAGGAACCCUCCGGGGUAAAUCGAUACUCUUCGAAUGCGUCGACUUUAAACAGAAAUCAUUCGACUAAUCCGUAUGCAUACGAAGACUAUGAUGGUGAUGAGAGCGACCCCGAGGGCGCAGCCGGGGCUUGGGCCCUACAGCAAGCUGAAGAGGACGAUCGCCGAUUUAGUACAGUUGGUGGACCGCUACCAUACUUCAGCCAACCAGAGGCUUCCGCACAACCUACUCUGGCAACCCAUAAAGAGGAGCCGAGCAGCGAUAGCGACUAUGCUGGGAUGGAUCUUGGACUCGCGGGCGGUGGCUACGCAGGAAACCUAACGUAUGACAACAAUCUUGGAUCCCCUCCGAUUUCUGACAUAACACCUGGGGAAAUUCAAGUCUUACCAAGUCGUAGCAACCACACAUCGCAAAGGAGCCAUGGAAGUAACAGAUAUCCAGCCUUCGAACAGGCUGACGUGGAUUAUGAGGGCACUGGCGGCUUACAGCAACCAACUGCGCAUCGUCUAAGUUUCGAUGAAGGAGACGAGCGUGUUUCUAUCCAUUCGAGGCAGAGCGGUAGCGAGUCUCCCAAAGACGACUACCCGGAUAUGUUCUACCACCCCGGCCUCUCCAAUAGACCUCUCCCGGCCAUUCCUGCCGGCUCGGACAGCAGUUCUAUGUUGUCGACCCAAUCACCGAGCGGACAGGGUCAGCAUGGACAUUCCCUCAGUGUAGAUUCACGCUCAUACUCUGGGCCGGACGCCCAAUAUGGCCAGAACGCGCAGCAGCUGCAAGUUGAAAGAUCUAUAUCGUUAUCUAGCCAUAGUACUUCCCCUCUGGUUCAGCCUCCGGGUAGAUCUAAGACCGAUGCUGCUGAGGAACGGAAUGCGCGGUUGAGGCACAUGAGGCAGCAACAACAAUUAGCAGCUCAGCAAGGAUUGCCGUACGAGGGUUACGAGACAGGGACAGCAUCAUCGAUAAAUUAUGAUGUAAUAACGUUACCUAGCGGCCGGCGACGAAAAUUCCAGCCAGAGAAAUUGACUGUAGUUGACGUUCGUUCCUGUGCGGAACCGUGGGCUUUGAGCGGUAUCGCUAAAUGGAUUCGCGAGAUGGCCGAUGGUGAACCCGACUUGAAGAGGAAGACUCUCGAAGAUGGCCUUGUCAGGCUGUUCUGCUUGAAGGUUCCUACGAUGAACGUUGCGGAUGCUGAGGCGCUUAGUAGCCAGGUUGCGGACUCGAUGUUAGAGGCUGGCAUUCUUGUUCCCGAAGAAGAGUGGCUCAAGUUUGGACCCGGUUCCAUCACUGGUGUGAUAUGGCAGCUGACCGGCUCUGGCUGCUACGCACCGAAAUUACACGAAUACGACGACGACGAAACUGGGCACGAGUUGUUCGCGCGUUGCUAUUCUCAUCAUUGCACUAGGACUCUGAAGAAAGCGAACUUGGACGACUUCAUGUCCAAUGACGUCAAAACAGUCGACUGGGCGACGUUCUACCACAUGACUAAGGAGAGCACCGAAGGCAAGGCUAAGAAGGAAGUCUCGCGGCAAAAUGUCCUUCACGAGAUCGUUACAUCGGAAGAAGUAUACAUGGAUCGCCUCGACGUUCUUCGCGUCUUGUAUCGAGACCGCCUCCUUCAGUCUCAACCUAGGAUCAUUGCUGAGGGUCGGAUCGAUAAGUUCGUUAGCAAUGUAUUUGGUAAGGUCGACGCAGUCCAGCAGGUUAACAUGGAUCAUUUGCUGGCCCAAUUGAAAUACCGACAAAAAGAACAGGGCCCCUGGAUCGUGGGCUUUAGCGACAUCUUCAGAGAAUGGGUUCGAAAGGCCAGGGGUGCUUACGUCGAUUACGCUUCCGCCUUCCCCUAUGCGCGGUAUCAGGUGAAGAGAGAAGCAGACAGAAAUUUCUUGUUCAGGCAAUUUCUUGACGAUAACCGAGCACAUCCUCGAUCGCAACGUCUCGACUGGACCAGCUAUCUGAAAGAUCCUAUCACACGUCUGCAGAGAUAUUCUCUUCUCCUAGAGACGGUACUGAAACAUAUGGUACAUGAUAGCGAAGAAAAGGCAAAUCUCAAGCGAGCUAUUGAAGAAGUCAAAUCGAUGACCCUCGAGUGCGAUGCGAAAGUCGAUGAAAUGCAAAAGAAGGUGACGAUGAUCGAACUAGAUCAGAUGCUUGUUCUCCGACCAGGCUUCCAUGCCGACCUUCACUUGGACCACCUUGGUCGAGAACUUAUCCUCCAGGGCGAUCUCCAGCGGAUGGGUUCGAAGGGCGUGCGGUGGGUAGAUACGCAUGCUCUAUUGUUCGAUCAUUACUUGAUCCUCGCCAAACUAGUUGUGUCAAGAGAUGGCAGGCAGGACAAGAAAUACGACGUAUCCAAAGAACCUAUUCCUAUGCCUUUGCUGUUCCUCGAAAGCAGUCAAGAUGACCCUAUCUCCAAGCAGAAGGGUAUCGCAACCCCGUUGACUAGAGCAGCAAAUCCGACCAUAGAUACCAAGCUUAACAAAGUAGUGUCGAACGGUACCGAACGACCCGGUUUAGAUCAUGCAGCUACCAGCUCAUCCGUCGGCUCGGCGGCGGUCACUAGAUUGGCUACUACUAAUUCGGCGGAUAGCGAGGGGAGAAUCCUCUAUCCUUUCCGUAUCAAGCAUCUAGGGCACGAAGUUUACACCCUAUUCGCCCCGUCAGCCCAAGCACGUCAGGACUGGUGCGACAGGAUUAUCGAGGCCAAGACGCGACACGCCAAGGCCUUGCAUGCUCAGAAUGCGGAACCGUUUAAAUUGCGCGUCAUGGCUGACAGCGCUUUUGCUUAUGACCCAGUAGCUGCCAUCGGCAAGUAUGUAGGAGGUGUGCACAUUCGUGGGACUCCCCUUGAUAGAGCCAUUCGGGAGGUGGAAAAAGCGUGCGGAUCAGGUCGCGGUCCUCCGCCGAUCUCUAGAGCCGGAGUUAACUGUGCUACCGGUUUCUCUGCGUUCGGCAAGAAUAUGGUCGCAGUUGGUACGGACAUGGGCGUUUGUGUAUCAGAGGCCAGUGAUCAAAGGGGCUGGAAUAAGACUGUUGCGUCGAGCCGGGUUACGCAGAUCGCGGUGCUCGAAGAAUUUUCCGUCGUCCUGGUAUUGUCCGAGAGAAAUCUUAUUUCUUAUCCUCUCGAUGUGGUGUCGCCCCCCUCUAACUUUCCAGCCCCCUCGAACGAUAACCCCCGCCGUUCUCCUCAACGCCUAGCUAAAGAUGUAUCAUUCUUCGCAACGGCCCGUAUGAAGGACCGGAUGCUAGUAUUUUACAAGAAGAAGGAAAAUCUGCACAGCACUUUCAAGGUGCUUGAGCCCGUUUUCCAAAAGGCAACGGAGAAGAAAUCUCGUCUAUUCGGUGGUAGCAGAAAGGCUGGAGUAGGGGUGACCGAGAGCUUCCGAGAUUACGACGAGUUCUUUUUCCCUACGGAAUGUUACUCGCUUAACAUUUUUCACACAUACAUCGCCGUCUCGACGGCCAGAGGCUUCGAGCUAUUGACACUAGACAAGAAAAUACCCAUGUCCAUACCCGAUGUGAGGCAGCCCGCGAUUGCUAAUAUUGCAAAUCGCAUCAAGGAACAGCGACCACUCGGCAUGUUCCGUCUGAACGACCAAGAGUUCCUUUUGACUUACGAAGACUGCGCUGUCUACGUGGAUAAAUAUGGCGACGUUAGCCGUAGCGUCAUCAUGGAAUACUCCGGAAAGCAGAAGAAGGCAAGGGGUGCGACAAUGUAUGGCCAAUACCUCUUGCUCUUCAACGAAGAUUAUGUAGAGGUGCGCAAUGCCGAGAACGGUCGGUUACGCCAGAUCAUCGCUGGAAGAGAUGUGAGGGUUCUCGAUUACGGUGUUCGAGGGCCCACGGGAGGCUUUUCGAGUGCAAAUGGACAAACCAUGAACCUCACUCCUGUCGAUAACGGACUCGACUCGAAGGGCACCGUCAAGAUCUGCAUGGCGCAUCCAGAAGUUGCAGGCCAACAGAUCGUCCUGGAGAUGCUGCUAAAUAGCGGACACAUGGAAAAAUAAGAGAUUACGAGUAGUACGCAUUAGGAACGAUCGAACGACGAUCAGUCAUCAUUACUUUCAAAUCGAUUACUUUAGAGGUCUCUAGGGCAAAGGAAAGGCUGCAUAUUUGUUUCUAAGGCACGUACCU